AUGCGCCCAUGCCGACGCUUUCAUAGCGCGCGCUCUUUCACAGGAAUUGCCCAAGCCCGGCACUGCGUUCGCCAUCCUCCGCAAUGUCGAUCGUUUGCCUCAACCACCCUGCGCCCGCAGAACCACGAUCCACGUAUCCGUGAGCUAGGACGCGAGAUAUCAGACGACUACGCAGCGAUCCGCGACAGUUAUCAAACACCAAAGUACCCCAUCGUCCUCGCGCAUGGCCUCCUGGGCUUCUCUGAGCUGCAGCUCACGCCUCUCCUCCCCUCGGUCCAAUACUGGCGCGGCAUCCGCGACGCCCUCGCCCUUCAGGGCGCCCAUGUCAUCUGCGCCUCCGUGCCGCCGUCCUCCUCCAUCGAAGACCGCGCCAAGAAACUCCGCGAGGACAUUGACGCGGCCGCGCGCACCACACGCGACGGCAGAGUCAACAUCAUCGCGCACUCCAUGGGCGGCCUGGACGCCCGCUACAUGAUCUCGCAUCUCCCUCCCAAGUACGUCGACAUUGCGAGCUUGGUCACAGUCGCGAGCCCCCACCGAGGGAGCUCAUUCGCAGACGUGCUCCUGCAAGAGGACGGCCAGGCUAUGGUCCAUCUGCCCAAGCUCUACGGGUUGAUUGAGCGGUUCGGUCUCGGCACCGCCGCUUUCGCGCAACUGACAACGUCGCACAUGACAAAGGUCUUCAACCCCGCGACACCCGACUCGGCCUCGACACGAUACUUUUCAUAUGGGGCGUCGACCACAGAACCACCCUUGCUGAGCCCGUUCCGGCAGUCGUGGCACGCCAUCACCAAGGCCCAGGGCGCAAACGACGGACUGGUUGCCGUUGACAGCAGCCGUUGGGGCGAUUACAAGGGCACAUUGGUGGGUGUCAGUCAUCUUGAUCUGAUCAACUGGUCGAACCAGGUCAAGUGGAUGGUGAGGGAGUGGAUGGGGAUGAAGAGGACCUUCAACGCGAUUGCGUUCUACUUAGACAUUGCGGACAUGUUGGCAAAGGAGGGCCUAUAG
Molecule: messenger RNA, 1008 nt
Organism: Emericellopsis cladophorae
Lineage: Eukaryota; Fungi; Ascomycota; Sordariomycetes; Hypocreales; Bionectriaceae
Product: Lipase-like protein
Exons: 2
Coding region: 1-1008 (335 amino acids)
Molecular function (GO): triacylglycerol lipase activity
Source: RefSeq, a predicted model, not a curated record